AAUCGCCAAAAUUAAUAAAAUCUAUUAUCGAUUACACAACCAAACGUAAGAACCAAAAUCCAGUAUUCUCUGCUAAAAGCCAGUCACUGUCACCAAACUCCCAACGGAAAAGAGAGAAAGCAGCACCGCUCGGAGUGGUCGGAGUCAAUCUCAUGGCGAAGGAAGCUAAACACUCUCUCAAAUCUCGCUCUUCCAAACCCACUGAAAGACCUCCCAACCAGAGAAUGGUUUUGAGGGUAAGAACAAUCGAGGGGAAUAAAAGGUUGGCAAGUCUGAGUAGUAGUAGUAUCAACAAUGAGGAAACGACAGUGAAGAAGGCGAAAACCAAGCAGAAGAAGAAAAACAAAAGCAAGAAUUUCGAUGCCAAGAAGCCUAAGAAGCCUCCAACAGCUUUCUUCUACUUCUUGGAGGACUUCCGGAAGGAGUUUCAAAAGCAAAAUCCAGGUGUCAAAUCAAUGCGAGAUAUAGGAAAGGCGUGUGGAGAGAAGUGGAAAACAAUGACGUACGAGGAAAAGGUUCAAUAUUAUGACAUCGCUACUGAGAAACGAGCGGAGUUUGAUAGAGCCACGGCAGAAUAUAUCAAGAGAAAGGAAAGUGGUGAAGAUGAAGAAACUGAGGACGAUGACUCGGAGUUCGAUGAAUAGGCCUUAAGAUUGUUGAUAUUUUGAUUUUUGAAAGAAAGAAAUGGUAUUUAUGUAGAGGUCGUAGGCAAUUGAGUUGUUUGUCUUCUCAAGACAAUUAUCUCAAACAUUCUGUGUAAAUCAGGUUUGCAAAUUGCAUGGAGGUAAUGACUAGAUUUCUCUCUUUAUUGGUAUCUUGUAUUUUGAUUUAGUCCCACCACUGAAAUAUAUGGUCCAUGGACAAUUCGUUUUGCGAGAAAUUCAUAUAUUACUAUUUACACCCCUUCA
This is a messenger RNA of Morus notabilis, 908 nucleotides long. RefSeq names its product high mobility group B protein 14. The coding region runs from base 153 to 644 and encodes 163 amino acids. Lineage: Eukaryota; Viridiplantae; Streptophyta; Magnoliopsida; Rosales; Moraceae. The record is from RefSeq and is a predicted model, not a curated record. The transcript has 6 exons.